This is a messenger RNA of Anoplopoma fimbria (sablefish), 3259 nucleotides long. RefSeq names its product peroxisomal biogenesis factor 3 (gene pex3). Bases 114 to 1202 code for a protein of 362 amino acids. Gene Ontology annotation, cellular component: peroxisomal membrane. NCBI's taxonomy places the organism in Eukaryota, Metazoa, Chordata, Actinopteri, Perciformes, Anoplopomatidae. The transcript is spliced from 12 exons. The record is from RefSeq and is a predicted model, not a curated record. Gene Ontology annotation, biological process: protein import into peroxisome membrane. Gene Ontology annotation, molecular function: protein-macromolecule adaptor activity.
CGUGCUGUUUCCUCUUCCGCACCUUUGCCGACGCUAGCAUGGUAGCACGUUGUUGCUAAAUACACAGUUCAAAGUACACUUGUGUUUUGUGAAACCUUCCUCUCUGUUCGAGGAUGUUUUCAUCUGUCUGGAGUUUCAUCAAACGCCACAAGAGGAAGUUUAUUGCCACCGGGGCUGUAGUGGGAGGCGUGUACUUCCUGGGUAAAUAUGCCCAGAAGAAGAUCGGUGAGUUCCAGGAGAAGGAGGCGUCAGAGUACAUCUCUCAGGCCAGACGGCAGUUCCACUUCGAAAGCAACCAGAGGACCUGCAACAUGACCGUGCUGUCCAUGCUCCCUCCUCUGAAAGAAGCCAUCGUCAAUCAACUGAACUCAGAGAGCCUCACUGCACUACUCAAGGCCAGACCAGCCAACAAGCUGGAAAUCUGGGAAGAUUUAAAGAUCGUCAGUUUCACCCGCACCAUCGUGGCGGUGUACAGCACCUGCAUGCUGGUGGUUCUACUGAGAGUCCAGUUGAACAUCAUAGGAGGAUACCUGUACCUGGACAACUCUGUGGGCAAGAACACGACGUCUCCUUUGGCUCCUCCAGACGUCCAGCAGCAGUACCUGUCCAGUAUCCAACACCUACUGGGAGACGGUUUGACAGAGUUGAUGACAGUAGUGAAGAAAGCAGUACAGAACUCUCUGGGAGGCGUGUCCCUGAAGCAGAGUCUGUCUCUGCUGGAGCUGGAGCAGCAGCUGAGCUGGAUCCGGGCGGAGGUGGAGGCCGGCUCGGAGCGGCCGAUGUCCUGGUACAUGUUGGCCGACGACGAGAACGCACUCGCCGACCAGGCAUGUGGGCUGACAGAAAACGAUAUUGUGACCAUCAGACUGUUGAACGAGACCAGAGACAUGUUGGACAGUCCGGACUUCACCACUAUCCUCAACGUCAGCUUGAACCGCGGCUUCUCUCGUCUUCUCGACAACCUGGCCGAGUUCUUCCGCCCGCCUCCCGGUGACUCCGCCCCCAGCUUUUCACCUGAUAGUCUGUCUGCAGUCAGUCUGCCGCUGGCUAAGAUCAUCCCCAUCGUCAACGGUCAGAUCAACUACAUCUGCAGUGAGACUCCCAGUCACUUCGUCCAGGACUUGCUGAUGAACGACCAGGUGAAGGAGUUUGCGGCCAACGUCUAUGAGAUGUUCAGCGCUCCACAGGAGCUGCAGAAAUAAUCAACCAUCGUCAAGAGAAGAGGAAAAAGAAGAAGAAGAAGAAGCUGGAGGAAAAUCCAAGAGGAAGAAAUGAGGGAUGAAAAAUGGAAAUGAUAAAAGCCCUGAACUGUUCAUCCCUCCUUCCUUUCUGUGAGACACUUUUCUCCUCUGAUCUGAGUUUUGUCUCUGUGACGACAGAAACGUCCAAAACGAGAGGCAGCGGAGUCUCCGUGUCAUGAAGGACUCGUUAUGGAUUAAUGAACUGACGGAGGAACAAGAGUUGCACUGUAGUCACAGCAGAGCCUGUGGAUAACCUUCGCACCACUGCAUCUUGGGAAUUGGAGUUUUAUUUAACCCGGUGGUUUUAUAUUCCCUAAGAGGUGGGAAACACGUUGAAAAUGUCAAAGUGUGGUGAAGGAUCGGCCAUCGUUCUCCAGGUCUUCAAACAAGGUGGAACGUCAGUUUAUUAUGUUGAUGUGACGGAUUUUAAGGUUUCAUUUUCCUCGUUUCUAUCAGCAGUCAGAGUUUCUUUAAGGCUGUUCAUGUUUCCAGCUGUUUGCUCUGCACCCUGACUCUGUUUGUCAUCAGAAGGGUUUCCUUUUCUCCUUGUUUUCUUUUCUUUCACAACUAAAUUCACAAUUUGUGUGCUGAUGCAAACACAAAGGGUGUUUUUUUUGUGCUUAGAUUCAGUGUUUUUAAAUUAGAUAUAUAAAUAAAUAUUUUGCAUUUUUCUUGUCAUGAUAAAGAAAAUCUGCAGAUUGUAGUAAUUUGGGGAUAGAACAAAUUUUAAAAACACUAUUAAAGAGUGAGAAGCUGAUCAAAAUGUCGUAGUGGCAUUGAUUGAUUCUAAAUGAAAUAUUUAGUCAAAAUGGAAACUUAUCAGAUGUGAAUGACUGUCAGGGAUGUAAAGUUGUUAUUUUUUCAUCCUUUGAUGCAGUCUAGAAUGAGACAAGAAGAGGUAACAGUGUUCUAAUCCUUAUCUGUGUUUUGGAGAAUAUUUUAGUUCCUUUUAUGCCCAGAAGGUGUCGCUGUUCUUCAGCUGGUGCGAGAGUCUCUCUGCAUCGUCCUCCUUUGAGUUUACAUGAAGGGCUUCAUUCCAUAAAAUAUUUUCUCCUGUUUUUAAGUUAAAUCACAUUUUACAUAUUUGUGAUUCUGUCCUUGACAGAGUUGGUACUACAUCCUGGUUUACAUCCUGCAAUGGUUCAUAAUGGCCACAAUACUUUUGUAUUUGUCUCACAAAUUGGAGAUAAUAUUGUUCUGGAAUGAAAUCCUUCAAUAUGUUGAUCAGUGUUUCCUCCACUUCUUUUAAUUUUAAUAUUUUCCCCACUGGAUUUGUAUGGAUGUGAUUUCUUUAAAAACUGAAAUGAUUCUACAGUCUAAAAAUAACAAGACUGUUAUCCAACGCCGGAAUAUCUUGAAACACAUUGUUAAUGGUGGAAAACCGGUCGACUCUCAGCGCUGCAUCAUUUCCAUCUCUUCUCACCUCUGAUUGGUUCCUCACAUCAGGUGUGUUCAGCUAAACGAGAGCUCGUUAACACACCUGAUCAAACUAAUCCUGUGGCGGUGGAGAACGUGCAGCAACUUCAAACACUACUGAAAUGAACUUUCAGCUUUUUACUUGUAUUACAGAAAGCGGUUAAACCCUUCUGAGCAUUACUUUAUUUCUCCUAUUUUCAAAUACUGCCACACAGGUGGAGGUUAAGGGAAAGUUUGUUUUUCCUGCAACUGACAUGGUACAUGGAGAAUUGAUCCUACAGGUUUUAUUCAGCUCAUUCUGGAUCUGUUUUUAGUUGAUGAGUUCAGUUCUGGUGCUAGAAAGGGAAAAAAACAACUCUUAAAGUCCAGAGAUAAGUGAAUAAAGAAAAAUGAAAGUUAUGAAAUGCAUGCACCAGAUUAUGGAGAUAACGCUGAGCUUCCUCCACGUUCACCUGUCAGAGGAGAAAAGCUCCACGGAUUCUAACUGUUUAACAUGAAAACACAGUCAGAAUGUAAAUCUGUACGUAACCGACGAUGUUAUGCCUUUUUGAAGCGUAAUAUCCUGAAUGAAAGCUAACGUGUAUGUUUGUAGAAAUUUAUUA